This is a messenger RNA of Meleagris gallopavo (turkey), 726 nucleotides long. The record is from RefSeq and is a predicted model, not a curated record. NCBI's taxonomy places the organism in Eukaryota, Metazoa, Chordata, Aves, Galliformes, Phasianidae.
UGGCACUUUGUUUCAGAUGGCUACUACAUCUACCUGCAUGGCGACGAUCCCUACCCUGGCUUUGUGUCACAGCUGGUCAGCCCGGUGUGCAAUUCAACGGGACCACACUGCUUCCGCUUCUGGUAUCACAUGUAUGGAGUGGCUGAAACCAUGGCCCUGCGGGUGUAUGUGGCUCAGGACGGGGAGCUACUGGAGGUCUGGAAAAGCGUUGGGAACCACGGGGACAGAUGGAUCUUGGGAGAGGUCACAGUGCAUAGUACAGGAAACUUGCAGCUUGUCCUUGAGGGAGAAUGGGGGGAAGAUUUCCGCAGCGACGUAGCACUGGAUGAUCUGUCCAUUGAACAGGGAUACUGUCCAGGCGAUGUGACCCCAACUCCACGCCCUGGCACCACCACACCUGGGACAGGAACCUCCACACCAACACCACAGCCAGGCUCAGGUCCAUCAACACCAAAACCUGGGACACCCUCGCCAGACAUCACUACGCCGCCUCCACACCCAACAACAACCACACCAAGCUCAGGUCCAUCAACACCAAAACCUGGGACACCCUCGCCAGACAUCACUACACCGCCUCCACACCCAACAACAACCACACCAAGCUCAGGUAUUGUCAUGACCUGUGCCCGUUCUGUACUGUUUCUGACAUAUGUUUUGCAGAUUUCCUUCAGGGUUGAUGGCUACGGUAUGGUACGGCUGUAGUACAGAGGUUGUGGUUUCCUUUUC